AUGAACCAUUUGCUAUCUACGCAUGUCGCCUGCUGGAAGCAAUUGGAUCUCUCUCCUUACGACAGCACCAUUGGUACCAACAGCCUCUUGACCUUUCUCAGAAACGCCAAUAUCCCUCUCUAUACUACUCAUAAGAGCUCUGACUCUAUUACUGCUGCAAUUACAGCGCUGGAUCUAAGCGGCUGCUGGAACAUAUCAGAAGAGUUGGUUGUUGCAUUGUCACGCUCACUGACGCACCUCACUCAUUUGUCGCUCAACGGGUACCGGCUGAAUACGCCCAUCUUACAGCGUAUCCUCAGGCAGAGAAAGCUGCAGCAGAACGUAUCUCCUGCAAUUGCAUUUGAACAACAACGUGAUCAUGUAUAUCAGGUACGCCCAUCGCAUGACUUGAGCUCCAUGGCCAUGGAUCUCUCUAAAAAGCAGACGCAUCGACUCAAAGUACCACUCGUACUGCUGACUAGCAUAGUAUCCAGUCUGCCUCAUCUCACAUCACUAUCUAUUCAAUAUCAAGACCUUGGAGGGCGGCACUCAUUUCCAGAAUUCAGACAUAUUCGCCAUUUGGAUAUAUCAUCAUGCAUUAUUAGUCAACCGGCAUUGCAGACGUUGCUUCGAGUUGUGGGCCCCAAUCUUGUGAGCCUGAAGAUGCUUAAUAUCGAUCUGAAUAAUCUCUCCUGGCUUUCUGUCAGUCAAUACGGCAAGAAGCUAGAGUGUCUGCACGUGUCUUGCAAUGAACCGUUGCUGCUGCCUAGCAUUCGCCAUGUGGUUGGUCAUUUACCCCUCUUGAAGGACUUUCGACUGACUCGUAUUCGCACCGGCUCCCUUGACCCUGUCAUUGAGAGGCUGAAUCCUGACAACCUAACCCGGUUAGAUUUAUCGCCAAAAAUGAACAUAUACCCUAGAUCAACAGCCAGUAGUAAUCUGAAUCCUAGCAGAAGGUCUUCCAGAGUGCAGUUAUCGCUGGAUUCAGCAGCAACCACGUCGCCAACCAUUUUGGCUGUAGCAUCCAAUGGCAGACAUAACAAGCACCCACCUCAGUCACACAAGUUCUCGUUAUCCAUAUCCAAUUACGCUACAACAGAGCAUGAUCUCUUGCUUUCUGAUGCAUCGCUUGAACGCCUCUCUCACUGCCGUCAGUUGGUAGAGCUAAGACUGUGCUUUCCUACCAUCACGGCGCCCUGCUUGCACGAGACUUUGAAACAGUUGUCCCAGUUACAGAUACUGGAACUUCGUCAAAAGAACGAUAAAUCGACCGUUGACUUUCUCACAGGUUUGAAAUACUGCCAGCAUUUGAAGGAGCUGCUAUUAUUCUCGGUGCAUGUGAGCCAAAAUGCCGUCAACACUAUGAUCUCUGAUGAGUAUCUAUUGAAGUCUACUUGCAAGCAUAUUACUAUUAGUGAUGGAGGAGCUAUCAUCGAAGAUAAAUCCAAUGUUGAUGCGCUUUUAUCAGCCAUGAAUGCGCUGCAAAUUCUGUGUCUUGGGCAACUUAUUCGGCCCAUUACCUGGUUUACAAAUGACAAAAGCAUAAACGACAAGCAAAAUGUUCUCUUCUUCAAGCAAAACAAAGUGUGGCACGCUCAAUAG
Messenger RNA from Mucor velutinosus, 1581 nucleotides. RefSeq lists its product as uncharacterized. The record is from RefSeq and is a predicted model, not a curated record. Lineage: Eukaryota; Fungi; Mucoromycota; Mucoromycetes; Mucorales; Mucoraceae. The coding region runs from base 1 to 1581 and encodes 526 amino acids. The transcript has a single exon.